Trichoplusia ni (cabbage looper) is the source of this 815-nucleotide messenger RNA. RefSeq names its product NADH dehydrogenase [ubiquinone] iron-sulfur protein 4, mitochondrial (gene ND-18). NCBI's taxonomy places the organism in Eukaryota, Metazoa, Arthropoda, Insecta, Lepidoptera, Noctuidae. The record is from RefSeq and is a predicted model, not a curated record. The transcript is spliced from 3 exons. The annotation marks the transcript as partial. Gene Ontology annotation, biological process: electron transport chain.
CAUCUGGGAUUUGACAUUUUUCUCACAAAUAGACAGAUUGUGGUUGGUAUAUUUUCAUUGACCGAUUGUUACGUAAAAAAUAACAUGUUUCAGGUGUUAAGACAUACAUCGAGUUUAUCUAGAACUCAGCUGUCUAGGUCUUUGCCUGCCUUUUCGACAUGUCCAACGUAUAUGAAACUGGCCGAUUGCGAUCCUAUUUGUCGAAAAGAGGCUCCUAAAAUCGAGAAUGACGCCGUAACUGCGCUGCCUGAAGAGGCACGUCAAAGACAUGCUUUGGAUUCCACUAUCACGGUCCCACUCAAGGUGGACCUGACUCCUGUUAGUGGAGUACCAGAGGAACACAUCAGGUGUCGUCGGGUGCGCAUCUAUCAACAACCGAAGAACGCAAUGCAAAGUGGUACAAGCAACAUCCACCAUUGGGAGAUGGAGUUUGACACUCGUCAGCGUUGGGAAAAUCCCCUGAUGGGUUGGACAUCAACUGGAGAUCCGCUGUCCAACAUGAAGGUUGUCUUCAGAUCUCCAGAUGAAGCCAUUCAGCAUUGCGAAAAGAAUGGAUGGUCCUGGUACCUCGACGUACCUAAAAUACAGAAGGCGUUCAAGCCCAAGAGCUACUCAGUCAACUUCUCAUGGAACAAACGCACCAGGGUGUCUACGAAGUAAAUGUUAGUAUAAUGACUUGAUUCUGUUAUUUUUUUUAUGCAUAGAUAAAUUCAACCGUAACAACUAUCAAAUGAUUUAGGAUGCAGAACAUAUUAAAUAGAAAUCCUGUAUAAAUUAUUAGUCAACUAAAUAAAUUAUUUGUUUCUGAUGCAGAA